Molecule: messenger RNA, 5634 nt
Organism: Harpia harpyja (harpy eagle)
Lineage: Eukaryota; Metazoa; Chordata; Aves; Accipitriformes; Accipitridae
Gene: DCAF10
Product: DDB1 and CUL4 associated factor 10
Exons: 7
Coding region: 41-1480 (479 amino acids)
Cellular component (GO): Cul4-RING E3 ubiquitin ligase complex
Molecular function (GO): protein binding
Source: RefSeq, a predicted model, not a curated record
UACGGAGGGGCGGCCCGGCGAUGGCAGCGGUACUCGGGCGAUGAGCGGGGAGGUUUCUCAGGCGGAGGGGAUAGGCUCCGGCGGCCCGGGGAUAGGUUUACCCGCCGGUAUGGAGCCGGAGUUGGAGCUACUGUCCGCAUCUCCGCGGUCGGUACCGGGGGGAGGCCUCUUCGGGUGGCUGCGCGGGCGCAGCCUGGGCCGCAGCGCCGCCGUGGACCCGGCGCGGGAUACCUUCCGCGCCAUGACCGGGUUAUACGGUUCCAUCCAGCCCGCCGACUCCGUGUACCUCAGUACCCGCACGCACGGCGCCGUCUUCAACCUCGAGUACUCACCCGACGGGUCAGUGUUGACUGUUGCUUGUGAACAGACCGAAGUACUGCUUUUUGACCCGAUAUCUUCAAAGCACAUCAAAACUCUCUCUGAAGCUCAUGAAGACUGUGUAAAUAAUAUCAGGUUCCUAGAUAAUCGACUGUUUGCGACUUGUUCUGAUGACACUACAAUAGCACUUUGGGAUUUGAGAAAGCUGAACACGAAAGUGUGCACUUUACAUGGUCACACCAGCUGGGUUAAGAACAUCGAGUAUGAUACCAAUACGAGAUUACUAGUAACAUCAGGGUUUGAUGGAAAUGUGAUCAUCUGGGACACAAACAGGUGCACAGAAGAGGGAUGUCCUCACAAGAAGUUUUUUCAUACCCGUUUUCUUAUGCGAAUGAGGCUGACACCAGACUGUUCCAAAAUGUUGAUCUCGACCUCCUCUGGAUAUCUUCUGAUUUUGCAUGACCUUGACCUAAACAAAUCUUUAGAGGUUGGCAGCUACCCAAUUUUAAGAGCUAGGAGGACUACAUCAAGUUCAGACAUAACGUCAUCAGGUUCGUCUGGUCCUCGAGCUGUCGGUUCACCGUGUCACCAGAAUGAUUCAGGCCCACUGUCUGAGAAACAUAUGUCACGGUCCUCCCAGCGAGAAGGUGGUUCACCUAGAAAUAGUUUGGAGGUCUUAACACCAGAGGUUCCUGGAGAAAGAGAUCGAGGCAAUUGCAUUACAUCACUACAGCUACAUCCAAAAGGGUGGGCUACGCUUCUUCGGUGCUCAAGUAAUACAGAUGACCAGGAGUGGACUUGUGUCUAUGAAUUCCAGGAAGGAGCCCCUGUGCGCCCUGUCUCGCCUCGUUGUUCCCUGAGAUUGACUCAUUGCAUUGAAGAAGCUAAUGUGGGCCGGGGUUACAUCAAAGAACUUUGUUUCAGUCCUGAUGGCCGGAUGAUUUCAUCCCCGCAUGGCUUUGGGAUCCGCUUGUUGGGGUUUGAUGCACACUGCAGCGAACUUGUUGACUGUUUGCCCAAAGAAGCCAGUCCCCUGAAAGAAAUCCGUUCCCUCUACUCUCACAAUGAUGUGGUACUGACAACCAAAUUUUCUCCAACACACUGUCAGAUUGCCUCGGGGUGCCUUAGUGGACGUGUUUCUCUGUAUCAGCCAAAGUUCUAGGCACAUAUUGCAUCAACAGGACCUUCAGAUGUUUGUGGUUUUUACUUCAGUUUAGUUGAAGUGUGUUCUUUCUGAAAUAUCUAAAUCCAGAUAAGAUCAUAGUUACUAUGAUCUCUGAACACAACAGUGGAACAAGUUCCCAGCCCAGCACUGUAUGCAUUCUCAUACUGCAUCCACAAGUCCGCUUCCAUGUGCUGUGUUUUCAGACCUCUGCUCCUGCUGAUCCUGUGCCAUUGAGUCAUUGUUCUGGUUUGUUUGUACCAUGCUACUUGUUGAUAAUUUCCUUCAAUGCAACUUGAAGUGGGCUCUUUGAAACAAAUAUAGAGGGGGCAAGGGUAGCAGUCCAGCCAAAACUCUCCCAAGCUCUCCAGGUAUGACACCUUGUUCCAAAGGAGCUAGACUUCCUCAUGUAUGCUUCUUUGGCAGUUUCUGUUGCUGAAACUACUAGACGGUGAUUAUUAGAUGAUGAGCUGCUUUGCUGUGUAACUAACAGAAUUAGUUACUGUCACAAAAAGAAAAGAAAGUUUUGGUUUUGUUUAUAUAUUAAUUUGGUUGCUUGUGAUUGGCUAGAAAAAUGAGUUGAUGUUCUGUAACGUUUUGCUGCAGUUAAAACAUUUUCUUUUCUGUGAUUGCAUAUAUUGUGUUUAUUGCCAGAAGGAAGAGGUUCUGGAUGGAGAUGUAGCUGCAUUUUUUCCUCAGAGAAUUUACUAGGAAAAGACUGGGGCAGGGAAGCAGGAGUUGAAUGGCUAAAGACUCUGCCCUGUAACCACUGCAGACGAACAGUUUGGAUGUUUUGUACAAUGGGGAUGUGUCAGCCUUUCUUGGGCAACUUUGACUCCUCAGCCACCAGGGUUUCUGUUGUAGGGAGCUUUCUGCAUUAGUAACACAAACCUUCAUCCCACGUUUGAAACAAAAUGGCAGAAUUUUCUGCUGAUGUUAAGGCUAUUUCCCACCUGACUGUUCUUCCACACCUCGCCUGCACCAUUGCCGUGAGAGGAAUUCACCUAGGAUGUGUCCGUACUAUCACCAGAUAAGCCUUUCUUCACAUGUACUGUCAGUUUGGGAAUGGAUUAAAAGCAUGCCUGUGUACAGUAAGAUCUAUUUGGAUUUAACUGGGCUGAUUGUAAGAUGUAAAAAAAGUUAAUGUUCACCAUUAAAUCACAUAUUAAGCGUGAAUGCUAAGUUUUGCACCUCAAGUUAAUAUAGCUAACCUCGUAAAUGCAGUUAUUUCAGUCUCAUAUGUCCAUAUCAGUUUAUAAUAUUCUCAUCACUUACAUGUUCCAAGAUUUUUUUUUUUUGGUAUUUCACUAAGGUUUUGCUGACCAAUCACACUCAAUUCAGCAGGAGGCUUUACCUAAAAAGGAGUGUCACAUUUUGGUGUUCAGAUUCACUAUCUCCAGCUCAACAGAGCAUGCUUUUUAAAAGCUGACUCUUACAAAGCCUUUUGCAAAGUGUGUGGGGAAAAAGAAGACAUCUGUGAAGAUGAGAUAGCCAGAAGUACUAAGCCUGAUGAUCCUCUUGUAGUUUUGAAUUUGUGUGGGUAGCAUACUCUGGGAGUUGGUGAAGUCAUUGAAACUUAAGGCUCUUAUGCAUUAUGAGAAAAAAAUCUUAAAUUUCCUCUUUUGGAGAAUUUCUUUAGUAAUACAAACCUUCAAUAUUGGGUUAUUUGGUACUCUGAGGACUAGUUAUUUACUCCUGCAUUGGGUUUUCAUCAUGUCUAGCAACUGACUGCUAAAGGACUACAUUUAAGUAGUUUAAGUAUGCGCAGCUGACAGGCUUCCUACUGUUUGGUAAAAGUCCUAAACUUUGUGUUCUCAUGGGUUUUUUAAUGGAAUUAUUUGGUGAUAGUGUCUCAGUAGAAUAUCGUCCCAGCUAGAGGAAGAAUAGUAAUUUAAGUAAAUAUACUCAGUUAACUUAAAAAGCAAAUAAACACCCAUAGUCUUCUCAAAUAGCAACUCAUGGGUUGAAAUGUUCCAUAGCAUAUCUUGUGAGCAAUUCUAUUGUUGCUGAAACUAUUGUCUUGAACUCAAAGGUAGACUGAUGUAAUCAUAAAUGAAGAAAGAUGCCCUGUUUUCUAAAACACUGACUCUUAAGUUCAAACACUUGUACCUUUUGAAUGCUUUUGGAACUAUGUGCAAGGAACAAGAUUCAUAGAGAUGUAUUUUUUCACUUUAAGUUAAUUGGCCAAGCCAUGAAAAAUGGGGCCUAGUGACUGAAUGAAUAAAACAUGCAAAUGUAUCUGAGACUAGUUGGAAAUACAUCACUUGCCUUGGCACCCAGCUCCUUUUGCGUGCAUAUAACAGCCUGUGAACCUGAACCUACAUCUGGGGCAGCUUGGAUCUGUUGGUUUGUUAGAAAGAGUUCGGGGGACUUCCCUCAGCUGUGACUUAAAGCAAUAGAAAUGAAGUGUGCAGAAAGCUUGAGGACAAUUGUGGAAUACAAGGUUUUUAUGCAAAAGAAGAGCUGAGCUUCAAGUUUUUAAUUGGCCAAGCUGUUUGGGGAGUUGGGGUGGGAAAUGAACAAAAAAACCCAGUAGCAGCAUGUGGCAAAACUUCUGGAUACUGUGUUCUUGACAUUAGUCUAAUGGAAGUGCUAAGUUUCCUGUUCCUCAAGUAUUUUGAAACAGAAUGCAGUGUGACUGUAUGAACACUUGCAUUUCUCUGCACUCCCCUCCAUAAAAAUUGUGGCCUUUUAGUAAUAAAGAAACAGGUUCUCCCCUGUCCCUGUACUGGAUCAUAAUGGCUUUUUCCCUAAGCUCUCACUCUCCCUGCUUCUAGGCUGCUGUUUUCUCAUCUUAAUGUUUUACUAAAUGUCAUUAAAGGGACUACAGGUAACAUCUUAGAAGAAAUCUUACUGUUCUCAUAGGCUUGAACUGUGUUGGUUUUGGCGGCGAAGAACCACCCAUGAAAUCAAAGCAGUUCUGUUUGUUUUCAUGGCUGGUUUUGUUUUUUCCCGUCAGAAAUUCCUUGAACUGGUAGAUUGCUUAUGACUUUAAUUCUAUGCCUGUUAAUGUGCACUGAGUGUUACUUUUUUAAUUCUACCUCAUGAUACGCUGUUUUUUACAAGAGUAUUGUUCUGAAGCAUUGGACACUAACUUUCCUGUAUAAAAAAACUGUUACUCCAAAGUGACAUGUCAUCCCAUCUAGAUACUACCUGCAAUGCACAGCACCAAGAGCAGUGGGUUGACCAGCCCUGCCCAGCCCUGGAGACCAGGGCCACUGAGCAGGAGUGUAGGACUGAUGCUAAAAGUUGACCUGGUUAAGCGGUUUGAUGACAACAUUGAUGUUUUUGUAGCAAGUCUGGCAGAUGUGUAUUAAGAUGGAUUCUGUCCAUAUAUGCUGUAGAAAUGUUACUUAGUUCUUCUGAUUACAUUUGUAAUAAUUUUGAAUUAGAAUAAGUAGGUAAUCCUAGAUUUUGAUCAUUUGAUUACUCCUUUUCAGCAAUACUUGGAAAUUUUCAAUGAAAGUUAAUCUAUUUUACCUAUGAAGUUCACGUAACGCUUACUGAAACACUAUUCAAUAGUUUGUAACUGAUACGCCUUGCAGUUGCAUCUUGGUGGAAAGAGUGAUUUUCGGUUGUCUUUCUGAAUGGUAUUACCUUGCCUUAUUGAACUAUGAAGUAAUUUGUUGGUGAGCUUUGGAUUAUUUCUAGAUAUUAAAAAAAAAAAAAGGUUUAUCUUACUGUUACAUUUCAAAAGAUUAAUUCUUAACCUUCCAUAACUAUAUAAAACUGUCUGAACAAAUACAAGAAAAUGUUUAAAAUGGUAGAUGAAAGACUGCACUAACAGCAAAGUAUGGUAGUGGCUUAUACCAGAGGUUUCUUUAAAUUGGUUUACUUUUGACCACUCAAGUGUUACAUCACUUGGUAAAUUUUACAGUAUUUCUACUGAAAAUAGAGCUCUCCAUUUUAUUGUAAAGCAUGCAAUAUGUUUUUUAAAUGCAUGGUUUCAUAUCCAUUAACUUCUGUAAUAAAAGAAUUCCUCCAUUCACAGCAUGGCUGACCAGCAGAAGCAGAUAAACUGCAUAAUUAAGAUCUCUAUAGGAAUGUAAAUGUAUAGCAGUGUCUACAGGAACCAAACUGGUGUUUGAAGCUAGUAAUCCUUUUGUAAUAGUCCAGUGGCUGUGUAUUGUGGGAGUAAAUGCAUUUUCUGAGUA